AGGACAAUAAAACCUGAAGGUGGCAGUAAUGCAACUAUAUGUGAUUAACUCAAAAGAAGAAGAAUCCAACGAAGUGGACGCAAACUAUCUUAACAACUUCACAAAUGCAAUUUCAGAGCGCUUUACGUUUACUGAAAGUGACAUCUAGAGCGUUUUCACUAAUAGCAAUGCGUUCGACAUCACAUCAAGUAUGCAUACAACUUCUUCCAGGCCCUGGCUCUUUCUUUGACGAGGCUGUGCAGGUGAAAGUGGAGGGACUUGCACCACAACAGCAAGUGGAGUUGAGAUCAAGGUUGACUGACCACAAAGGGGUCGUCUUCAAAGCGUCUUCAGUGUACAUUGCAGAUGCAACCGGGCAGGUGGAUGUAUGUACCUCCCCUUCCUUGAGCGGGACCUACACCGGUGUCGAGCCUAUGGGUUUGUUUUGGUCCAUGGCGCCCGAGACCCCGCACAAAAAAGUGUUUAUUAAGACUGCGUCGAGUCCGAUACUUGUCAACAUAGACGCCCUCAGCAAUACUGGUGAAGUAUUGGCUUCAGAGACUAGCGAAAGGCAGUUCAUGAUAGAGGGCAUGCGUAGGAUACCACUGAAGGAGGACAAAGUUCGAGGAGUCCUGUUUCUGCCACCGGGCGAGGGUCCCUUCCCAGGAGUUGUGGAUAUAUACACACUGGGUGGUGGUCCGUGUGAAGCACGAGCCAGUCUGCUGGCAAACAAAGGCUUUGCGGUUCUGGCCCUGGCAUAUUAUGGAUAUGAAGACCUGCCCAAAAUUAUACCCAAGAAAUUUGACCUGGAAUACUUUGAAGCAGCAGUAGCUUUCCUUGGAGGACAUCCACUGGUCCAAGGUCCUGGAAUAGGUGUCAUUUCAAUCUCCAAAAGUGGAGAUUUGGCACUGUCAAUGGCAUCUUUUCUGUCUAGGAUCUCAGCAACAGUAUCUAUCAAUGGCUGCAAUUCACCUGUCUUGUCCUCAUUGCAUUACAAAGACAUCAUCAUCCCUUACUUGGCACCUGUGUUUGAGAACAUCACCGUCACACCAUCUGGUAUUAUUGACAUCCGCGAUGCCCUUCCAGACCCCAUGGCGACAGAGAAGACCCGGAAGUCUGUGAUCCCUGUAGAACGUGCCAGUUGCCAGUUCCUCAUUGUUGCCUCAGAAGAUGACAGGAACUGGAACAGCUGUCUCUUCGCAGAGCAGUCUGCAGCGAGACUGAGAGACUGCAAAAAAGAUAACUUUGAGUUGGUGAGGUAUCCCAAUGCAGGGCAUUUCCUGGAGGUGCCCUUCAUGCCCCAUUGCCCAUCUGCCUUCCAUGCUGCAGUGGGUAAAGAUGUGAUGUUUGGGGGGCAAACAAAAGCUCAUUCAGAGGCACAGUUGGACCUGUGGAGCAGAGUCCAGAAGUUCUUCAGGAAGCAUCUAGAAAACCAGACACACAGCCAGAAAGCUAUGCUAUAACACAUAAGUGCUAUAAUACAUAUGUGCCUUUGCAAACAUGAGCAUAAACAACAUAACUAGUCACAGCACUGUCAGUAACAUCUUUUAAAAUGCUUGGCACAAUAUCUAGCAAGCUAAUGAGUAUGUUUUAGGCAGAUGAUGUGGGGGAAAAAUCAAUUAUGGAAACACCAUUUAAAUGAAGCUUCAUGAAUUCACAAGGCGAGGUGAGUGUCUCUUAACCUGAACGAACACCUCCAUGGAUAAGAGGCAGAGGGAGUCUAGGUGAAGGCUCUUUUAUCAUACAAGUGGACAGCCUUUGGAGAGUAUGCAAUGGUUCUCAAACCAUUCUGUGGUAGCUGUAGAUCUAAGAACUUCAGUCUGACAAUUUAAUGAGCCAUUGAUUUAUUUCCAACUGACUCACCACUAAAAUAUCAGAGAACAUUAAAGUUUUUUUGUAACAAAAAGGUUUUAUCGUUGUGUUGUAUUACUUUUCCUCAGUUAUUGUGUGUCAAACCUGGAAUUGACUAACUUUUCAAAAGAAAUUAACAUAAAGGUAUAACAAUUCAAAUAAAAGUAUGCACUUACCCCCAAAACAUAUAGUAUAGACAUUGAAAUGGUUUGAAAUAAAUAUUGUUUGUAAUCUAAAAGUAAAGUUGAAUCACAAUAGUCUCAGAGAAUUGUUUUGAA
This is a messenger RNA of Osmerus eperlanus (European smelt), 2108 nucleotides long. It is a transcript of the gene acot20, whose product is annotated as acyl-CoA thioesterase 20. The record is from RefSeq and is a predicted model, not a curated record. Gene Ontology annotation, biological process: fatty acid metabolic process; acyl-CoA metabolic process. Lineage: Eukaryota; Metazoa; Chordata; Actinopteri; Osmeriformes; Osmeridae. The transcript is spliced from 3 exons. Gene Ontology annotation, molecular function: fatty acyl-CoA hydrolase activity. Bases 105 to 1442 code for a protein of 445 amino acids.